GGACAACAACUUCUCUUCUUUGUUUCAAAUUAUGGGGAAAAUGGCCUCUCUAGUUGCUACUCUUUUAGUGGUUUUAGUGUCACUUAGCUUAGCUUCUGAAAGCUCAGCAAAUUACCAAUACUCAUCUCCUCCACCACCAGUGCAUGUCUAUCCAUCACCACCCCACCAUCCACUAUAUAAGUCUCCUCCACCACACCAUCACCAUCCUGUUUACAAGUCUCCACCACCAUCUGAGAAGCCACACUACCCUCCACACACCCCCGUUUACAAGUCUCCUCCACCACACCAUCACCAUCCCGUUUACAAGUCCCCACCACCUUCAACUCCUGUUUACAAGUCGCCACCACCACCUAAGACGCCACACUACCCUCCACAUACACCAGUUUAUAAGUCUCCUCCUCCACGCCAUCAUCAUCCCGUUUACAAGUCUCCACCACCUCCAACUCCUGUUUACAAGUCACCACCACCACCCAAGGACCCACACUACCCUCCACACACCCCAGUUUACAAGUCACCACCACCACCAACUCCGGUUUACAAGUCUCCACCACCUCCGAAAGAACCACACUACCCACCACAUACACCAGUGUACAAGUCUCCACCACCACCAACUCCAGUGUACAAGUCACCACCACCACCCAAGAGGCCAUACCAUCCUCCACCAACACCAUAUCAUCCCACACCAGUUUAUAAGUCUCCACCACCACCAACUCCAGUGUACAAGUCACCACCACCCCCAACUCCCGUUUACAAGUCACCACCACCACCAGUGAAGCCAUACCAUCCCGCACCAAUAUACAAGUCUCCACCACCCCCAACUCCCGUUUACAAAUCACCACCACCACCAGUGAAGCCAUACCAUCCUGCACCAGUAUACAAGUCACCACCACCUCCAACACCCGUUUACAAGUCACCACCACCACCAGUGAAGCCAUACCAUCCUACACCUGUAUACAAGUCUCCACCACCACCAACUCCCGUCUACAAGUCACCACCACCACCAGUGAAGCCAUAUCAUCCCUCACCAACACCAUACCACCCUACACCAGUAUACAAGUCUCCACCACCACCAACUCCCGUUUACAAGUCCCCACCACCACCAGUAAAGCCAUACCACCCUUCACCAACACCAUACCAUCCUAAACCAGUAUACAAGUCUCCACCACCACCAACUCCAGUCUACAAGUCUCCACCAGCAACCCACUAUGUUUACUCCUCUCCCCCUCCUCCCUACCAUUACUAAGAAGUGACUUUACUAUAUCUGAGGAAAAGCAUAAUGUUGAGCUGAAAGAAAGGCAUUUUCCAUUUUCAAGAAGAAAAUUAUAGUAAAUAAUAAGGCUUACAGAAGAUCAGACGAAGUUCUUUUGUAGCUUUCAUGUUAUCUAAGCAGUCUUAGUGAUAUAUUGUUUUUGCACUCUAUUUUUAUAUAUUACUUUUAUGUGUCUUUGUGUAUGUUUGCUCACUUUCAAUCUUCUUGCAAAAUGCAGAGUUUAUUUAUGAGAUCAUCAUGAAUAAAAUAAGUUAUUACUACUC
This is a messenger RNA of Solanum pennellii, 1533 nucleotides long. Its product is annotated as extensin-1-like. Lineage: Eukaryota; Viridiplantae; Streptophyta; Magnoliopsida; Solanales; Solanaceae. The coding region runs from base 32 to 1243 and encodes 403 amino acids. Gene Ontology annotation, biological process: plant-type cell wall organization. The record is from RefSeq and is a predicted model, not a curated record. The transcript has 2 exons. Gene Ontology annotation, molecular function: structural constituent of cell wall.